This is a messenger RNA of Chilo suppressalis (striped riceborer), 1495 nucleotides long. NCBI's taxonomy places the organism in Eukaryota, Metazoa, Arthropoda, Insecta, Lepidoptera, Crambidae. The record is from the annotation of a GenBank genome assembly.
CACGUGGAGGAGUGUUCCGGAGUCUUAAGUAUUUGCUCAGUGCCGGAAUUGUUUGUCUGAAUAAAAUCUCGAAAUUGUAUUCAGCUUGGUUUUCAUUAUUUCAUUUUACAAAUUUCUGAAAUGGUCAAGAAACGUAAGUUUGUUGAAACAAAAUCUCUUAAGUCACCACCAGUAGAAGUUGUAAUCCGGGAUCUAACUACUCAUCCUCUUUGCCUUCAUGGUCCUACGCUGCUGUUUUCUAGUGAAAAGGGAAAGUAUUAUUCCUGUUCAUUAUGCAGAAAUAAAAAGGACUGCACCUUGCGUAUAGAGGAAGAGGACUGGAAAAAGGAGAGUGUGAAGAAGCUGAAUGAAAAGUACUACAAUCUUAUCCCUAAAAUUGAUAAAGCAACGUUAUGGAGUAAUUUCAAUGAGGUCAAAACACAGCAUUCAUCUAACCGUGCUUACUGUAACACUUGUCAAGAACUCUAUAUCUUAUCACAAAGCAAGAAGCAUCUCAAAGACCACAGAGUCAUUACUCCAUUGAGCGAUGAGCAAUUGACACAUCCAUCAUCAUGGUUACCAGCAUUGAACGAUGACAGUGUUGAAGCACAGUACUUGUUCACUAAAAAGUCUGUCAGUACUGUCUUAGGUAUACUCAAAAAUAAUAAAAUCAGAAAUAUUUUAUGCAUUGGCACACCAAGCAUACAUGAAGCUGCCCAGUCCAGCCAAGACUUUGAUUCCAUACUACUAGACUUUGAUAAGAGGCAUGCACAAUUCAAUCCACCAAAAAAAUUUUUGUGGUACAACAUGUUCAACAAUUAUCUUUUCAACGGGAAUACUGAUGAGAAUGUGUUGAAAAAUUUCAUAAAGAAAUCUAGAGAAGGAGGUAUUUGUGUUGUAAUGGAUCCCCCAUUUGGAGGCAGAGUUGAACCUCUUGUAUUGGCACUGAGGGAAAUGUCCGAUUUAUAUAGAAAAAUCUUUGAAAAAAGUGAAGUAGAAACCAUACCAGUGAUUUGGGCAUUUCCUUAUUUCUCCGAACCAUACAUAACGAACAUGAUGCCAGAAAUCAAAAUGCAUGACUAUCAGGUGGAGUAUGAGAAUCACAAGAAAUUUCAUAAUAAAUCCAAAGGGGGCAGAAAGUUUGGUUCACCUGUUCGUUUCUUCACUAACCUUCCUUUGUUUACCAUUGACAUGUCGAAUGACAAGAACUACAAGCUUUGUGACAAAUGCAAAUAUUGGGUCUCCGUGAGUAAUAACCACUGCAAUAAGUGCAAGGAAUGCACUAGUAAGAAUGGGAUGACUUACAAACACUGCAAUAUAUGUAAGCGAUGUGUGAAGCCAACAUUCUUCCACUGUCAAGAGUGUGGUCGGUGUUGCCAACAGAAGGGGCACGAGUGCAACGUUGUUGUGCAAAGUCAGUCCUGUUACAAUUGUCAAGAGAAAGGACAUAAGCAGUCUGAUUGCCCACAACUACAAGGGAGAAACAAGAAGAAAAAACGAAUUCAAGCGUAAUGAU